AUGCAGGUUGUAGAAAAGACGCGGUUUUGGUUGUUUACUAUAUCUCAAAUAGCUUUGCUGACUGUCAUUCUGCAGUAUCUCAAUUCACCUUUGCCGUUUUGCUAUAGACUGAUUGGUGAGUCAGAACGCAUAUGUAUUACUGCAAACAGUUCAACAUGUCAUAUAUGGGUAGAAGGUCAAGUUCGAUUUAUACCUCAAGGCCUAGUCUACAGGUCCCCAGACCGUAUAUGUACGUCGCAAAUGAUAUGGUUGAUGAAGGCAUUAGUGUACACUAGCUUCACCAUGAUAUUGUGGCAGAUAGUUUCCAGAAAACAAAACGGAGGCGUUACACCCAAUGGAGUUGCUUUUAGCUAUUUCACUCUCAUAGCCACAAUAUCAAUAUUUCUUCUCAAUUCUUAUAUGAAAUGUGACUGGAGGCAAUAUUGGAAGGAAGCUGCUGCAAUGAGCAAUUUUUCAAAUUCCAUACGUCACGAGCCGAUUCUCUACCUUAUAGUAUCUCUAUUUGUUAUACAAUCGCUAAGCUUUCUCGACAAUUUCCAACAACUCUAUGGAAAAACUUGGAGUCAUUGGUGA
Messenger RNA from Cylicocyclus nassatus, 573 nucleotides. NCBI's taxonomy places the organism in Eukaryota, Metazoa, Nematoda, Chromadorea, Rhabditida, Strongylidae. The record is from the annotation of a GenBank genome assembly.